AUGGUCCACGAUCAGUUCAAGAAUCAGGACACAAAGUUCUUUAACCAACAUAAAAAUGAGCCAAUAAGAAUCCCAUCUCCAAAUGUUUUGCCUAAUGGUCAAAAGCCAGACUUUGGGAACUCUUCAAGAUCUUCAAAGAAACAAGCUCAUCAUAAUCAAAAACCUCAACAACGUUUACCAAAUGGACAAAUGCCAGAUUUUGGAAACUCACCAAAGAACAACAAUAACAACAACAAGAAGACAGGCGCUUCAAAGACCAAUAACAGACCUAAGAGUAACAACAAAAACAACAACAACAAUCAAAGAAAGAGUCCAUUAUCAAGUCCAAAAACAAAUAGUUCACAAAUUAACAACAACAAUUAUGAACUUUCAUUCCAAAAAUCAGCUCCAGUCUCAGCUGCUUCAUCUUCAUCAUCAAAAACACCUAGCUUUGCUGGUUCAACUUUUUCAAACUCUCCACAAACAAGCUCUAUUCCAAAACCAACAUUCUUAUGA
Molecule: messenger RNA, 495 nt
Organism: Hansenula anomala
Lineage: Eukaryota; Fungi; Ascomycota; Saccharomycetes; Phaffomycetales; Wickerhamomycetaceae
Exons: 1
Coding region: 1-495 (164 amino acids)
Source: RefSeq, a predicted model, not a curated record